Aspergillus candidus is the source of this 2154-nucleotide messenger RNA. Its product is annotated as VHS and GAT domain-containing protein. Gene Ontology annotation, cellular component: actin cortical patch. The record is from RefSeq and is a predicted model, not a curated record. Bases 426 to 1787 code for a protein of 453 amino acids. The transcript is spliced from 5 exons. Gene Ontology annotation, molecular function: phosphatidylinositol binding; ubiquitin binding. Lineage: Eukaryota; Fungi; Ascomycota; Eurotiomycetes; Eurotiales; Aspergillaceae. Gene Ontology annotation, biological process: endocytosis; actin filament organization; actin cortical patch localization.
AAGACAUGCCAAGAUCGACGGAAUAACUCCUAUCAGCGUUAUCCUCGACCAUGACUCCACUAGGCAACAUCCAACAUCCUUUCCCAAAUGUUCGGGGCUCGUGGGGACAUCCCAAAUUGAAGCCCCCAAGCUUGCGUGUCGCUAAAGCAUCGCAUCGCCACUGUCGAUCGGGGCCGCGACUCCAGGCUACCAUACUUAGUGUCUCUGGCCGUCCAACGAUCGCCGCCUUUUCCUUCUGGUCUGGCUGGAUCCCGCAGGCGCCUAAAAUAAGAACCCAACCAACCUAUUUGAGCUACAUCAAUCUCACCUGCAUCCGUGCUUUUUUUUUUUUUCAUUUUUAUCUGCCCUUUACCUCUCGACUUCUGCGGUUCUCCUUUGGUUCGGCUUCUUAUCGUAGUCCAUUGAUUCCAUCCAUCUCGUUCAUCAUGAAGCGCAUCUUCACUUCCAUGCGACGUCCUAGUUUCGUGCGGGAGAGCGCGCCCGCAUAUCCAGAGGAUGCCCCGGAAGCAGUCGUCUUGAGAGAAUUGAUGGCAUUCUGCCAGUCUGGAAACGGACCCAACAUUGCGCAUGGCACGGAAUUCGUUCACCUCCCGGGAGUCGUCGAGAGCGCCGAGUCGAGCCCCAAUGCCGCCAAGGAGGCGGCGCAUCGCAUCCGCAAACUGCUGGCCGAUCCUGCGUCGUCAUCCCCCAAUGUCCAGUACAAUGCCAUCAUGCUGAUGCGCAUCCUCAUCGAGAACCCGGGCCAUACCUUUUCGCGAAACCUCGACUCCAAGUUCGUUACCACCGUGCGGGACUUGUUGCGACAGGGCAAGGACUUGUAUGUGAAGCAAUUUCUGUCGGAGACACUGGACACGUUGGAGACGCAGCGACCGUGGGAUGAGGAUCUGGGGUUGCUGUUGGGUAUGUGGAGAAAGGAAAAGGCCAGUCCCAAGUGGCGCAAUAACGCUUCCAGUGCACCACCUCCCAUCCCGCCGAGAGACCCGAACGUCCCUGUCAUCCACCGCAGUUCACCGGGACUCCCGCCGCCCGAGGAACUUGCCUCCCGGGUCGCCGAGGCGAAGACGUCAGCCAGCCUUCUCACCCAGUUCGUGCAGUCGACGCCCCCGGCGGAGUUCCUGGACAACGAACUCAUCAAGGAGUUCUCCGAUCGUUGCCGCAAUGCGUCGCGCGCCGUGCAGGAUUACAUUCACGGGUCCAACCCGCCUCCUGACGAGGACACCCUGGCGACCCUGAUCGAGACGAAUGAUGAGUUGUCGGUGGCCCUCUCGAAAUACCAGCGAGCUAUGUUGCAGGCACGCAAGGCGCUAGGACAGUCCGGGAGCCAGUCUCCAGCAUCAUCCAAUGAUGCCAGUGGUGCCUCGGGCGCCUCUCGACCGGUCCCCGCACCACCUGCUCCGCCGCGCGAAGUGCACAGCAUCCCUGCCCUUCAGCCGGUGCCGGCUUCGCAGGGACCAGCGACGUACGAACCACCUUCGCACAGCCCGCCGGCUUCGUAUAGACCGGCGUCGCCGGGGCCAACUGCCCACGAAUUGGAUUCGCCUGUGUCGCCGCAUGGUCAGACUGCGUACGGUGUGGUCCCAGCGCCGGUGGGCACAGGUGCCACGGGCGCUGGUCCGAAUCGGUACGAAUAUCGGUCGGAGGAUUUCCAAGUGCAAAACCCAUUCGCCGAUAGCUACGCUACUAAUGCAGGUCCGCCAGGCACUGCAGGGAACCUACCAGCGGACGGGACAGCACCUGCGCCUGGGUUGUGGAACAGCGCGCAUCCACCGACGCAACGCACUACAUGAGCUGCAGGAUGAUGUACAUAUCAGCAGCAACAGUUUUCUUUUUUUCUUUCUUUGCCCCCCUUUUUUGCUAUAUUCUUUCUUACUCGCCAUAUGUCUCCGUGUGAUGAUCGAUGUUCUUUUACGAUUUCUGUAACUAUCUUUGCGUUUUGUCUCUUGGUUCAAGUGAUACCUCCUGCAGAUUAGCGUUAACUACUUGAGCAAUACCCUGGCUCUCAUUUAACUUUAUUCCUCCUUGAUACACUCAUAUCCGACCCCGGCAAUCUAGCUCCUCUCUAGUCUUCCGGCAUUUCACAUCACCGACAACCGAAUUGUCUAAUUAUCCGAUGUGAUAAGGGGUUGAUUGGACGCCUGCGGAGGGAGCUUGGAC